CCCGACCGCGCGCAGCGAGCGGCAGGGGCAGCUGCUCCGAGUCGCCGGCGGGGAGCUGAGGCUCGCCUCGGCGCUGCGAGAGGCGCGGCGCGCGAGGGCCGGGAGCCGGCAGGGCGCGGAGGGCUCCGGGGCGCCGGUGUGGACUCUCUCGAGCAACCGAGCCCGGCAGAUGGGCGCGUGAGAAGGAGAGCGGGGAGAUGGACUGCUAUCUGCGUCGCCUCAAACAGGAGCUGAUGUCCAUGAAGGAGGUGGGUGAUGGCUUACAGGACCAGAUGAACUGCAUGAUGGGUGCACUGCAAGAACUGAAGCUCCUCCAGGUGCAGACAGCAUUGGAACAGCUGGAUAUUUCUGGAGGGCAUCCUGCCCCAGGCAACCCUGAAAGUCCCCGGACCCAGCCCGAGCACCCGCCAUGGGAGGGUGGCAGAGCACCUGCCAGGCCUGCAGCCUGCUCCCUCUCCAGCCAGCCCCCUCUUGGCUGCAGCCCCAAGGUUCCACCCCACGGGAAUGUCUGUGGCAGGGAUACAGCCCCCCUGCCCAGGACACAGCCGCCGGAUCGCCAGAGCCGCGGCCAGCAGGGGUCGGAGCAGGUGGAACCCGAUGACUGGACCUCCACACUGAUGUCCCGGGGCCGGAACCGACAGCCUCUCGUGUUAGGGGACAAUGUUUUUGCGGACCUGGUGGGCAACUGGCUGGACUUACCAGAACUGGAGAAGUCUGGGGAGAAGGGCGAGCCUCGGGGGGCAGGGGAGCCCCAGGCAGAGAAAGGCCAGCCCCGCGAGCUGGGCCGCAAGUUUGCCUUGACCGCCAACAUCUUUAGGAAGUUCCUGAGAAGUGUGCGGCCUGACCGGGACCGGCUGCUGAAGGAGAAGCCAGGCUGGGUGACGCCCACGGCCUCUGAGCCCCGGGCCGGGCGCUCCCAGAAGGUCAAGAAGCGCAGCCAUUCCAAGGGCUCCAGCCGCUGCGCCUUCCCAGGCACCGGGGAGCCCCGGGGAGCGGACAGUCCUGCCGCAAGGUGCCCCAAGGCCCUAGAGGCCUCACCCUCCGGCUUUGAUGUGAACUCAGCUGUUUGGGUCUGAAUCCCCGAGACGGGAAGUUGACUGAACCUGACCAGGUCCCAAGGCUGGGCCGCGGGGAGGAGAGGGCGGGCCAACUCCAAGUUCUCAGCACGGGGAGGAGGGGAGUGCGACAGGGAGAGGCAGGGAGGGGCUGGCUGGCGCGGGGGAGGUGAGUUCCUGGGGAGAGAGAGAGAGAGAGCGCGCGAGCAAGCGAGCGCGAGCUCCUUUGGGGGCUGGAGGGGACCACAGGGGAGGAGAGAGGCAGCGGGAGACCAGGAAAUCCCUCUGACAUUCCUCUGAUGCCCCCAGAGACCCCGGCGGCAUAUUCUGUAAGGAAAAGGGCACUGCAGCCUCGGGUUCCCCACAGGCCCUCCGCAAUGACCCGAGUCUGGAGCCCCAAGCCUUGUAACUGCUCCGCUGGGCCAGCAGCGCUGGGCCGCAGGGAGGCAAGCCCCCACCGCUCUUGUUUCUUUGAGGUCCCAGCCGCACCUGGCUCCUGAGAAGCGAGCUGAAUAGGGCCAUGUCUACGGGGGAGUUGGGGGGACCCCAGACCGCCUCCCGCCUCCCUAGCAGCCCCGCCCACGUCCACGCGCCUAUUUGCACGAGGGCAACGAGGCAGGCAUGACGCCGUUUCUCGGAUGAGGAUGCAAACUGUCCUAGGCUGCCUGUCCGGGAACGCGCAGCUAACAGCGGGCCGCAGAGUAGACGGCGGACGGGGAGGGGACGCACUGCCCCGCCCACGGGACGCCCCGCCUGCGGCCCUCAGCUGUCACUCCGGCAGUCGCGCGGCCCCUCCUACGCGUCCCGGCUUGCCCGGAGCCGGCCUAGGUGCAGUGGGCAGGGUCCAGGCCGCCGCGGCCCGCCCACCUCGGCGGGGGACGACCCCUCGCUGCGAGAGGCUCGUGUGGGUCCGCUUGUAGGCCGCGCCCUCGCCCCGCCCCGGUUCCCCGGCGGCGGAUAGCCACUCGGCCUGAUGAGCUGUGACAGCUGCAAUUAGAGGCAAGACGCUUCCUGCCCUCAGCGCGGUAGUAGCAAAUCGGUGGAGAAAAAUAACAGGACACCGUACUGCUGCAGCCUGCACCAUGGAACGCCCGGGUGGGGGCGGGGCGCAGCGGCCGGAGUCGGGGUCACCCGCAGAGUCCCGCUCAGUCACGUGGCAGGUGUGUAGUGUUUGAUGGGGGAAGCUACGCGCCCCCCGCUGUUUGGUUUUGAGAGCUGGCUCUUUGCCAGGCAGCCUGCGCAUGGCUUGCACACUCAGCGUGCCCCUAAGAUACAGGCUGCUCCACAUAGCUCAGUGGAGGCCCCCGGGUCAUGCGAACUGCCCAGAUGGGCUGCUAGCCAAGGAAAGAACCAAGGUGGGAGCACAGGGGUAUCUGCCUCCCAAACUCCUGCUCUCUCUCUCUCUCUCUCCCCCUCCCUCCCUCCCUGGAGCCAGUUCUCCCAUGGGGGAGCCAGCCCUCUCCACCUGACAUUUCAGGCUCUGGCUGCCUUUGGUGCCAGUGAUUGUGUGUGUGCAUGUGUGUGUGUGUGUGUGUCUGUCUGUCUGUCUGUCAAGGUGCAUGUGAAGAUUCCACCCAUGAAAUUGUAAGUGGAGGGAGCUGAGCAGCAAGGUAUUACAGGAUGGCACCCACUUCGGGUCUGCAAUGACUCUAGGAAACCAAGCCACCUCUUGGCCAUUCACCUGCAACUCGGGUUUUAUGGGCUGGUCACAGAUCAGUCGCACGGAAUUUCUCCAACACUUCCCAUUGCCAGACAUUGCGAUGUGGACUAAGCUGCUUCUGACCUCCAGGGGAUCCAACAGAAGAGGAAGCAGCUCUUCAGCCAGAAGGGAUUCAGGGACUGGACACUCAUUUUGACUUGGACCAGCACAAAGCCAUGAGGAAGAGACCUUGGCUUUCAGCAUCAUGGCAGGUGCCAGGCACCGUCCCCUCUGUGCUGGUGCCCUGCUAUUACUAUUACUUUAUAGGCCCAGAAAAGUCACUCAUCCAAGGCCCUAUAGUGGCAGAGCUGGGACUGAAACUGUUCCCACUGACUCCCAAUGGCACACUGUCGCCAGACGCACGAGUUGUCCGCAUCUGCUCCAAAGCCACAUCAAGGGGAGCAGCAACAAUCUGCCCUCCCGCAUUAGCUGUUCCUGGAUAGGAAGUGGCCCACCGACUGUCCCCGGAUGAGCCCUGCCUGGGUCUUAGGCGGCAGAGGUAACGCCCCAAAUGCUAUGUCAGGCUUUGCUAAGGAAAGAUUCUGCUAAUCUGUUCACUCUCCUGUAGUUUUUCCUUUUCCUUCCCCUUCUGGGCUCCUGCCUUGACCCUGACAGAGACCCCCUGCAGCCAAGGGCAGGGGUGAGUGGGAAGGCCAGGGCCCAAGCCCAGAGGAGAGUGUAGGGAGGAGGAGCCCAUAGUAUGGGGAGGAGACAGGAUGUCAUCGAGAGACAGCUUAAUUCUGCCUCCGGGGCUCAUUUUAUGGUUAAUUAGGACAUGCAAAUGAGCUGGAAGCUCCCACACACAUGCAGCCCCACCCCACCCCGGCCCACUUCCUUGGCAGGUACAGGGCCCCCUGACCAGCCCAGGCAUUUGAUGGGGCUCCACUUGCUUCCCCACGGUCCUGCAGCUGCAAUGUGUCUGCAGGCGACUGAGCAGAAGCAGGAACUAGAGAAGCCCCCGCUGGGCAUGGCCCGGGGCCUGCCCGCCCUCCUGCCUUUCUCUCUGCAGCCUUUCCGAUCUGGGGCCUCUCCCCUUGUUGCCUCUGGCCCUUUCCUGGCACCCACCAUCAGGGUGGUUGGUUGCUGAACCCACACUUGCCCUGAGGACUGCUGUGGUUCACCUCCCUGCCAGCUCUCCAGGGCCUCAUGGAACAGGGGCUCCUUGUCUCUCCCAGGUCACACCAACGAUUCCUGCAGGGCCUGAGUAAAAGCUGAGGGCAGCCGGCCUCUCUGGCACACAGCAGGCGCCUGUCCCCAGCCCCAGUUCUCCAGAGCAGGAGUCAACACCCCUUGCGUGCCCUGCGCGCUCAACAUCACCGUGUGAGCCCUGAAUCUGGGCUCAGAUUCUGUCUUGCUGUGUAAACUUGUGUCCGACCUCGCUGUGUCACCUCCUCUGUGUCGCAGGGCUGCAGGGGGAGUUGAAGGCCAGAAGGCUCCUGGGGGCCCAGCACAGCAGAGGCCCAACCAGCCCGAGUGCAGGCGCCACCCCCGUGACCCAAAGCAAGCCCGUAAUUAACGAAAAGCGCUGUCCCUGAGUCGGGCCUCCUGGUCUCUGAUAAACCCUUGGGAGCAACCUCCUGGGGCUGAAGCAAGCGUCGGAGACGAGAACGGGGUGAACACGUUUCUGUGCACUGCCCCCAGUGGCAGAGCUCCCCACUUCUGUGACUGGGUGAUAAUCAGCUGGGGAGCGGUGGGCUGAGCUGCAGGGGUGCUGUUUGGGACUCCCUGACCUGCCCUCCCUCACAGUCACGUUCUCAGCCAGGCAGGGAGUGAAGAGCUGAAUGAGCCCCAUCCUGACCUGAUGGCCUGGUCAGGCCUCUGCUGGGCUCUCCCUGCCAUUCAAGGCCUUAAGGGCUGGAGUCCCUGCCAGGCCCCAAGUCUCCCUCACUCUCUCCUCCCACCUAGGGCCAAGGGCCUCCUAAGUGCAUUUCCUCUUGUGUGAAGUUUGUCCUGCAGGAGGAGGGGUCUCAGUGCAGGAUGGCACUGCAGAGGAAGGGCAGUGGGCUGCAAAGGCCCUGGGGUAGGAACUGCAGGCCCCGGCACCACCACCCUCCCAACCCCCAUCGCGCCCUGGGGCAUUCGGCUGUCUCCAGCCUUCCCUUUGCUGCCUCUGCCGGACCCUGACAGCACACGGGGCGGUGCAACCUCUACCCCAGAUCUCUGAAUCCCACAGGGGACUUAACUUCCUGCACCUUCCUGUCCCUGUCCCCGCCCAUCAGCCCUGACACAGCACAGAUAUAAAUGCUCCUGAUUUCUGGAGCACACGUGCCCGCACGGCAGCUAAAGCGCCUGGAACAAAGCCACACUCUGACCUCCUUAUUCCCCUGCCCCAGAGCUCCUGGAAAGUCUGGGAUAGAGGCCUCUGCGGGAGCAGGGUGUCGGGGCACAGCGGGGGAGGGGGUGCCAAGCGAGACUACCCUGUUGGGAAGCCAGGGCAGCCACCUGGGCCUUCCUUUCCCCUGCUGCUUGCUCAGGCCCUGGGCAGAGAGAAAGCAGGGGGGCGCUGGCCCGGUUCUCCCCACAGCAUGCUUUGGGCCCCAGUGGCCCACACUCCCUGCUCGUACCCACAGCCCCUGGCCUCCGAUCAGUGCCCAGAACCAGCUACCGCUGGCUCCCCCGCUGCCGCCCUCCCUCCCUGGGGUACACGGGGCUCUGGACAGCUGCCCCGCCUCUCUCUGAACCCUCUUCCUGCUGACCAAGAGGCCCAGUCCCUCCCGCAGGCCAGGGGGAUGUGGCUGCGCACUGUGCAGGGGAGGCGGCCUGCCCCCACGGGGGGGGGGGGGCUCAGGCUGUCUCCUCUCCCUCUGCUCCCUGCUGCUGAGCCUCCUCUCAGCCUCUUCCUCCCAGCCUCUCGUCUGGAGGCUGCGGCCCCCAGCCGUCGGGAAACUGCAGGCCCCUGGUUUGGAAGGACGCCAGGGAGGGGUGCAGGGUCUGUCUGCGAACUCCUGGGGACGUCGGCCUUGUCCUCUUCCCGUGUUGCCGUGUGCCCAGAGACCCAGCCCUGCCCAACGAGCCCGGGGCAGGUGGGCUCAGCCUUGUUUCUGGGCACCUCUCCUGACGCUUCCUGUCCUCCGGGGAGGUGGGCUGCCUCGGCUGCUCCAAGCUCAGGCUGUGCCUGAGGAAGCCAGGGCUUCUCCUUCCCCAUUCCGCAGCAGCAGUGCAGGUUAAAGGGCACCGCCUCCUGGAACCCCCCCCACAAAGGUCUUCUCUGUGCUGCUCCCCAGGCAGCCCUUAUUUAGGAAUCACUUGCCUUUGGAGCGUGAGCACUUGCAGGCCAGCAACCACUCUGCCCUUAUUUCUCCAUCUCUAGGACCCUGGGCUCCCAAAGCCCCGAGCCACGCCCAGCUCCUGCUUUUCCGCACCUCCCAGGAUGACCCCCCCCCCCCCCCCCCCCGCCUCCCUCUGACUCUGCCCCUCAGCCCAUUCCCCAGGAGAGACGGAAGCUGUGGCCAGAGCUCCAGAGACAUGAAGUGCUCCACCCGCAGCCCCUCUUGAGCCCCUCGAGCUGCCUGGCUGCGCGCGGAGCCUGGUCCUCACCCCUUCCUGCCUGUGUUGCUGUGCUGCCACGGGGCUGCCCUCGGCCUCUCCUCUCCCCCUCCUGCUCAACCCCAGGUGGUUCCCACCAGAGGCCCAGAGGUGACCCCGGUCUCCAGGUGCGUCUCCACACUUUCCUGACUUGGCUCAUCCCUUGUCCUAUUUGGCAACAACUUGUGGUCCCAGCCUUCCCCUCCCUAGGGUUUUUCCUAACUCGCUAUGCUGGAGGACCCCACCCGUGCUGGGGACACUGAGUCUGCUCGGUUCUCCUCCUCUCAUUGUGGCUGCUGAGGGAGGGGCAGGAAGUUGGGAGGUGGGCGUUGAGCGCCUGCCCUACCUCCAGCUCCCUCCUGGCCACACUCCAGGCAUUGUGUCCCUCCCAGGGGCUGCGCUGCCAGCAGGGCAGCGGGUAGAGCCAUUUGUGUAGAAAUGGUGGGAAAGGGGAAGGUAUUGGGCAUUCUAUUAAAAAAAAUAAAAA
Oryctolagus cuniculus (rabbit) is the source of this 6766-nucleotide messenger RNA. It is a transcript of the gene INKA2, whose product is annotated as inka box actin regulator 2. The record is from RefSeq and is a predicted model, not a curated record. NCBI's taxonomy places the organism in Eukaryota, Metazoa, Chordata, Mammalia, Lagomorpha, Leporidae. Gene Ontology annotation, cellular component: nucleus. Gene Ontology annotation, molecular function: protein kinase binding; protein serine/threonine kinase inhibitor activity.